Molecule: messenger RNA, 355 nt
Organism: Cyclopterus lumpus (lumpfish)
Lineage: Eukaryota; Metazoa; Chordata; Actinopteri; Perciformes; Cyclopteridae
Gene: mrpl53
Product: mitochondrial ribosomal protein L53
Exons: 3
Coding region: 11-340 (109 amino acids)
Cellular component (GO): mitochondrial large ribosomal subunit
Source: RefSeq, a predicted model, not a curated record
AGCAGAAAACAUGGCGGCUUCCGGCAAAGCGACCGUGGUUUUGAAGGCUGUGAAGAAAAUAACGGUUCAGUUUUGUCCAUUUGAGUCUAACGUCCGGUCCACGCGGGAGUUUCUGGUGAUGGUGGGCUCGGAGAAGGCCAGGUCUACCAACAUAAACUGUGAGGUGAUACCGUUGGUGAAGCACGACAAGUCUGCACCCGUAGUGGAUAUCACUUACUUAGAUGGAGACAAGCUGGUGUUGAAGGGAGCAAACUUGACCAGCAGCGAGAUGCUGAAUGCAUUUCAGUCACUGUGCACGGACAAGGACCUGCAGGCAAAAGCAGCAGCAGCGAAGAAAUAACCAGCCUUGUGUACA